Striga hermonthica is the source of this 309-nucleotide messenger RNA. The record is from the annotation of a GenBank genome assembly. NCBI's taxonomy places the organism in Eukaryota, Viridiplantae, Streptophyta, Magnoliopsida, Lamiales, Orobanchaceae.
AUGGCGAGAAGCGACGAGUGGAGAAAAAACGCGGACACGCACAAGAUGAGCCCCGAGGAGGUGAGAAAGGCCGGGGUGGAAGCUUCCGUGCGGCCACCGGGCAGCGGCCCAUCCCCCGGCGGUGUCCUCCACCAGCGCCGCCGGCUGCCUUACGGUCUCGCAACCAUGGUGUUAGGGGGCUCCGCCAUCGUUGGGGCCUUGUGGUACUUCACUAUCUACGUCAAGAAGAAGCCUGAGGCCACCGCCCUUGACGUGGCCAAGGUCUCGACGGGCGUGGCGCAGCCCGAGGACACGCGCCCCCGUAAGUAG